AUGAGGCCUAGGAAAAAGGUCAGGUCUGAUGGGCCUGUAAGAGUUGGGCCUACUGUUACACCGAUGAGGGUAGAGAUCUGCCAGCUCUGUAAUAGGCACCAUCUGGGUGAGUGUUGGAGGACUACUGGGGCUUGUCUUAGAUGUGGGUCUAUUGAGCAUCGAGUUAAAGACUGUUCGUUGAGAGCUAAUGAGAUGCAAGCUACGGUUAAUAAGACUACACACCCGCCGAGAGUGGUUCAGCAGCCACCUAGGGGCCGAGGACUGGCCAGGGGUGGUAAUGGCAUGGGCCAAGAGCAGAGAGCAUCGGGCAGAGGUGCUGGGUCGACUGAGUCUAUUGGAGUUAGUAAAUCGUUUAAGGACGUUCUAUUGGAAGUCCAAGGGACGGUAUUUCUAGUUGAUCUGAUGGAGCUUCUGUUUGGAGAGUUUGACAUAAUUCUGGGAAUGGACUGGUUAGUUAAACACCGAGUGAGUCUAGACUGUGCGAAAAAAAAGGUGGUUCUGAGGAUCGAGGAGGAUAAUGAAGUUAAGAAUAUCAGAACUGUAAGAGACUUUCCAAAUGUAUUUCCAGAGGAACUACUAGGAUUGCCUCCGAGCCGGGAGGUAGAAUUUGGUAUCGAGUUGAUUCCUGGUACAGCUCCAGUGUCUAUUACCCCUUAUGGUAUGGCACCGAAGAAGCUGACUGAACUUAAGGCUGAUAAAUCAUAA
Molecule: messenger RNA, 705 nt
Organism: Gossypium arboreum
Lineage: Eukaryota; Viridiplantae; Streptophyta; Magnoliopsida; Malvales; Malvaceae
Exons: 3
Coding region: 1-705 (234 amino acids)
Source: RefSeq, a predicted model, not a curated record